AUGCCGCCGCCGUCGGCCCCGGCCUCGCACCACCUGCGCCUGUGGUGGAGGCGCCGCGGCCGGGCCGGCGCCGUCGGGGCCACCUUCGCCGUCGCGCUGCUCCUCGCGCUUUCCAGCUACGCCUCCGUAGUAUUCCCCGCGUCCGGUGGCCGCCGCGGCCCCGCCCUCGUAGGACUCACCCUCGUCCGCCGCGCCAGCGAGAAGGGAUCUUUGAUGUUCCCGGCAACCCCUCACUCCCUUGUUUUGAAAUUUCAAUUUCAAAUUUUGAACAGCCGUUCGUUCGUACUUCGUACUCUGUGCUUGGAUGGGAGCGCGCCCGGGUACCAUCUGCAGAGAGGGUCUGGGAGUGUAUCGCAGAGCUGGCUCAUCCACUUGGGGGGUGGAGGCUGGUGCCGUAAUCUCAAGUCAUGUGCCUCACGUCAGAGAUCGAUGUUGGGCUCAUCCCGGUACAUGGAAGGCCAGGUUGAGUUCACAGGGAUCUUGAGCGAUGAUAAGUCUCAGAAUCCCAACUUUUACAACUGGAAUAAAGUGAAGAUAAGGUAUUGCGACGGGGCAUCAUUCUCUGGGAAUGUAAAAGAUGAAUUGCAGAAUGGCACAAGAUUCUUCUUCAGAGGCCAGCGUAUCUGGGAAGCAGUUAUGAACGAACUUGUAGUUAAGGGGCUCAGAAAUGCUAAACAGGCUUUCCUAACAGGAUGCUCUGCUGGUGGGCUAGCCACUUACAUUCACUGUGAUUCUUUCCGUGCGCUGCUACCAAAGGAUUCUAGGUGUUUCUUUCCACGUGAAGUUGUGAAGCACGUUGUCAACCCAGUCUUUGUUCUUAAUCGAGCAUAUGAUGCUUGGCAGGUACAACAUGCGUUGGCUCCAGAAGCAUCUGACCCUCAGCAUUCGUGGCUGGACUGCAGAUUGGAUAUUAGCAAGUGCAGCUCUGAACAACUUGAAAUUCUCCAAGGUUUCAGGAAAGAACUGCAUGAUGCUAUAAGUGAAGUUAAGCAGGAAAGGGACUGGGGAUUUUAUAUCAACUCGUGCUUUGUUCACUGUCAGUCUCUAAACUCGUUGACUUGGCACUCUCCAACUUCCCCCAGAGUCAACAAUAAGAGCAUUGCAGAAGCAGUUGGAGACUGGUUCUUUGACAGAAGAGAAGUGAAGGAGAUAGAUUGCGAAUAUCCAUGCAACCCGACGUGCCACAACUUGGUCUUCGCAAGGCCUUUCAAGAUAUGA
Messenger RNA from Miscanthus lutarioriparius, 1218 nucleotides. Lineage: Eukaryota; Viridiplantae; Streptophyta; Magnoliopsida; Poales; Poaceae. The record is from the annotation of a GenBank genome assembly.